AUGGCGACCACAGUCAAGGUCGUGUCGGUCGACAUGCGCCAGGCCUCCAUCAAGGUCACACCCUCGACGUAUCUGACCGAUGUGCUGGAGCAAGCCUGCAAGAAGUUCAACCUUUCGCCAGACAAGUACUUGCUCAAACACAAGGAGAAAGAGCUCGAUCUUUCCAAUACCUUUCGCAAUGCUGGCCUGAUCGCUGGCGCCAAGCUCGAGCUCAUCACCAAGUCCAAGACGCCUGGAGCAUUGAACAUUGCCCUUCAGCUACCUGAACCCGAGGCCAGAGCUUUCGGUGCACCGAGGGCUACGGCCAGACUACCCAGUGACACGACUGUGUGGAAGGUCCUUAGGCAUUUUGAGAGCACCGUCUGCGCCGGAAGGGUGAAUAUCACCGCUAGAGGUAUUCCUCAGACCGGCGUCAGCAGUGGAAGUGGCCAAUUGUACUAUGAAUCGCCAGCCCUACAGAUAGAAAGUCGGAGCCUGACAAGUUUCGUCGACUUUCAGAAGACCAUGAGCCAGCUGGGUUACAAUAAGGGCAACGUACUUAUACGGUUAUCCUUUCAGACAUCCGAAAGAACAUUUGUCGAUGCAACCAACGAUAUCUCCCAGUAUUUCGAGGAGGAAGCCAGCGUUCAGCAAGAGAGAGAGGCAGCAAAGGCCACGGCACUGGAAGCGGAGACCCAGGUUACGCGCAACAACGCUCAAGAAGCGGCUUCAGAAGUGCCACAAAUCGUGCCGGAAGCUGUGACUCCAGCUCAUGAAGAUGCUACGGCACAGGCACCAGCCAUAACCGCAGAGCCAUCUGUACCAGAGCCCAUGGAAGUUGACACAGCGUCUGAUCCCUUGGCGCCGACAGCUAUCUUCUCCGCUCCAACGAAUUCUACGCCGGCAGCAGCACAUACUACCGAGUCUGAUGAGGUUUAUGUACCAGGUAUCGUACAUGCACAACUGCACCAACAACGUCUCAAAACGGCCGGUAUGAACAAGCGAUUACUGUCGGAUCGAGAACUUGAGGAAAAGGCUGCAGCUGAGCAGGCUAAGAUUGCCGCCGUAAAGUCCGUUGACGUCCGCGUGCGUUUCCCUGACCAAACUCUGGGUCAAUGGAAGAUCACACCAGAGUGGACUGGCCACACGCUGUACAAGGCCAUACGAGACGUCAUGGCGCACAAGGAUGCCCAGUUCCACCUGGUCGUACCUGGCCGGCCAGUCGUUACGAUAAAAGACGAGGACGGACCCUCUGCCCAGCUGGUAAAAGGCUAUGGCUUCAGACAAAACACCUUACUCAACUUGGUGUGGGACGGCUCAGCGACCGCCAAUGUGCGGAACGGACCGUUCUUGAAGGCUGAGCAACAGAAAAAGGCCGUCGAGGUUGUCGUGCCAGAGGUGCCCCAGGGUGAGGAGGAAGACGAGGUCGCCGCCCCAACCACAGCAAAGCCAGUGCCGCAGCGAAAGGAUGGCAACGGAGAUGGUAAGAAGGGUGUGCCCAAGUGGCUCAAGCUGGGCAAGAAAUAA
This is a messenger RNA of Pestalotiopsis fici W106-1, 1506 nucleotides long. RefSeq lists its product as uncharacterized. Bases 1 to 1506 code for a protein of 501 amino acids. The transcript has a single exon. Lineage: Eukaryota; Fungi; Ascomycota; Sordariomycetes; Amphisphaeriales; Sporocadaceae. The record is from RefSeq and is a predicted model, not a curated record.